Messenger RNA from Plasmodium vinckei vinckei, 282 nucleotides. Its product is annotated as fam-c protein. NCBI's taxonomy places the organism in Eukaryota, Apicomplexa, Aconoidasida, Haemosporida, Plasmodiidae. The record is from RefSeq and is a predicted model, not a curated record. The transcript has 2 exons. Bases 1 to 282 code for a protein of 93 amino acids.
AUGAAUAAAAGGAUAUUUAGUUUAGUUUGUAUCAUCUUGUAUGUCCUUUUGGCUGUGUCAAUACAUUGCUCGGAGCAGAAAGAUGAUCGAUCUAAGGCAUCUGGCUUAAGAAGUAGAAUCAGUCGUGUUAUCAAACAAAUAAGGAGAAGUAACAAAAAAAAUGAUAUAGAAUAUAAACGUGAAACUCAAUCAAAUAAUAACAAUAAUUACGAUUAUGAAAGGUAUCGUGGCCCCUAUGAGGAUCAAGCACCAUUCAGUUAUUGCUGUUGUGGUCUUUGUUAG